AUGGGCAUCUUCCAAAUCCUGAUGAAGAAGAAAGAGCUCAUUCCGCUGGCCACUAUCAUCACCAUCACAGGGUUGGGAGCCAUCUCUGAGUCUGUGUACUCUCUCUUCAAGACGGACGUCAUCCUUAACAGGUCCAAAAAUCCAGAGCCGUGGGAGAACGUGGAUCCUACCCAGCCUCAAAAAUUACUCUCGAUUAACCAGCAGUGGAAACCCAUCGAGGAACUGCAGAAGGUGAGAAGGCUGACCAAGGGACCAAGAGACCGAGCCACCAGACCCCACCCCCUGGGAAUCCAGAGGAAUCACCUCUGCGCAAAUUCACCUUCCGAACCAGCGCAUGGAGAUACUUCCAUUGCAUUCUCGGGGGUCUUCUUGGUCCGGGGUCUCCCGCCCCACGGAGGGACCACCUUGCAGGCUGGCGACUGGACAAGUGGCAUCCGACCCUAACCCAGCACUCCCAGUUUGGUGCCCACAGUCUUCUCUGGAAAGUAACUUCUUUGGCGACCACAAAGGGGACUCUCGUGCUGUGAUCUGGAUAGGAACAAACCUCCGCGGGUGAGAACGGUCGACUCUCGUGACGCGUCAGACUUUUUUGUGUUGCCGAGCGCCCCUCAUGGAUCCACCACUCCCAGCUCCUGAAGGCCUGCCUCUGAUGUGCUUCAUCUACCUUGAUGCUUCUGCAACCCCGACUGUACCCCUGUCCAAGGCUGAGAUCAUGGACAUGCAGCGCCUUCUGGAUGCUGUGUUUCGCUGAGGAGGGGGAUUGUUGCGUGUGUUGUGUGUGUAAAGCUAUGCCUGUAUUUUUUUUGUCUUUUCC
Molecule: messenger RNA, 814 nt
Organism: Tachyglossus aculeatus (Australian echidna)
Lineage: Eukaryota; Metazoa; Chordata; Mammalia; Monotremata; Tachyglossidae
Product: normal mucosa of esophagus-specific gene 1 protein-like
Exons: 7
Coding region: 1-444 (147 amino acids)
Source: RefSeq, a predicted model, not a curated record